GCCCGCCCGCGCUCCCGGGAAGUCUCGCGAUGCCGUAGUCGGCAGUUCCCGCAGCGGGUGGCUCCGGCUGUUGCUGUGGUUGCCUGAGUUGCUGCUGCGGCGGCCGCGGCGGAGCUGGUGGAGGUGUCGGCCCCGGGGGCGGAUGUUGACAUCGCGUUGUUGUUGUUGCGGAUGGUAAUGGCGGCGAGGGCGGGCCGGACCCCCUCUCCUCAGUAGCCGGAGCCGAGACAGCGGGACAGGAACUCGGCGGCCUCGGCGCCGGCGUCGCGGCUCCCGCAGCCUCCGCCGCCUCGCCCGCCGGCCCCCCGGCGCCAGUCCUGGCCUCAGGCCCCUGGGCAGGGGGCCCGCCGGCGCAGGAUGGCGGACUUCGACGAGAUCUACGAGGAGGAGGAGGACGAGGAGCGGGCCCUGGAGGAGCAGCUGCUCAAGUACUCGCCGGACCCGGUGGUGGUCCGCGGCUCGGGGCACGUCACCGUAUUUGGACUGAGCAACAAAUUUGAAUCAGAAUUCCCUUCUUCAUUAACUGGAAAAGUAGCUCCUGAAGAAUUUAAAGCCAGCAUCAACAGAGUUAACAGUUGUCUUAAGAAGAACCUCCCUGUUAAUGUACGCUGGCUCCUCUGUGGCUGCCUUUGUUGCUGCUGCACAUUAGGCUGCAGUAUGUGGCCAGUUAUUUGCCUCAGUAAAAGAACACGAAGAUCGAUUGAGAAGUUAUUAGAAUGGGAAAACAAUAGGUUAUACCACAAGCUGUGCUUGCACUGGAGACUGAGCAAAAGGAAAUGUGAAACGAAUAACAUGAUGGAAUAUGUCAUCCUCAUAGAAUUUUUACCAAAGACACCGAUUUUUCGACCAGAUUAGCAUUUACUUUAUUUAUAGAGACUUUCCAAGUAUGUUGUCUUUCCAAUGGUGCCUUGCUUGGUGCUCUCCUGGUGGUGACAUAACAUUGGUUCUACAGAAUUGUGUGGUGUUUUUGUUUUGUUUCUGUUUUGUUUUUGUUUUUAAAUAACCGCAUGUUCUAUGUGUGCAUAUUUGUCAAACUUUGCAAGUUAUUUCAUACAGAUGUUUAAUACUUAAGUUAUUGUGCUCUUUUCUGUUAUGUAUUCUGAUUUUCAAGGAUUACUUUUUUGUAUUCUCAAAAAAAAAAUACAUUUGAACUUAGCAUAAAAAGUGGCCAGCCUUUUUUAUUUUAUCACCAAGGUACACACAGCCCUGUAUUUAUAAAUUCUUAACGUAGAAAAACAUCUUUCUAAGUCUCUACUUGUUUAUUCUACUGAGCACACUCUUUAUAUUAAAUUUUUCUUCCCUUUAAAAUAGUAAUUAUUUUUAAAAUAGUAAGUUUUCUUUAAUAGCCUUUUGAAACCUGACAUGUCCUUUCUCUUAUAGUUCCUAAUGCUCUGUUUACAGCAGAUAUAUCUGUUAACAUUAUGAAGACUUGUCAAAAGUUUUGAAAAUAUUUCUGUCUUCAAAGGUAGGAAGGCAGGAUUAAAUUAUUUUUAUUAAAAUAGACAAAUCAAUGGCUGGUAUGCAUGUAUCUAAUGGUUGCUAGAGCUCAGGAUCACAAAAUAUAAUAGCAUCAUAAUCUGUUUAUAUUUUUGAUUGAUCAGAAUGAUAUUAAUAAUGGCCUUAUAUGGGUUAUUUUUUAUUGUCAUUAAAUCUUCUAUACAAAUGUAUGGACAUAAUUCUUUUAAAGUUUUCUAAGAAAAAUAUUUCUCUUAAUCUGACAGUAACUGUAGGAUGGACAUAAUGGUUCUGAAGAGUGUGGGGAAAAGUGAGUAAAAGUUAUAGAAUUAAAAGUAAGUUGGUAUUUAGUACCUCAUCAAUAUUUAGAACAGCUUAUUACUAAGAAAUGGAGCACUUAGUACUGUUUUUAUCCACCCUAUGGUCUCACCUUCAAUCCAGUUAUGUGUACGACUUUUUUAUUGAAGAUGUGACAUGUAAGUUUGAGUCAGAUGAGCUUAUUGCUUUUAAACACACACACACAUAUAUAACUAUAUCUUAUUUCCUUUGGGUUGUACAUAUCUCCAUGCAUUUAGAACUUUAUGAAUGGCCUAUCUGUACGUUUAUGUUUUUAUAUGGCUAAAACAAUACACGUUUUAAUGUGUCAACAACUUGUUCCCUAUGGCUGUGGUAUCGAGCAAUAAUGUGAAUAAUUUUUGAAAUUAUAUGAACUGUGCUUAAUAAUUUGUAUUAAGAAUUGGUACCACUAUACCUUUUUUCCUUGUAUUAAAUCUUUUAAAUACCAGUUUCAUUAAUUAAUAUACCUGUGGUUUUUUUUUAAGUAUUUCUUUGUGCUUCUCCUAAGUACUGUACUUUUCUCUAUAUAUUUGAAUAGUUAAGUGCCAGUAUCUUAUAUCCUGUUUCUGUAUUGGGCAUUAGGAGCAAUCUUAAAACUAAAAUUUACAACAGUUUUUGUCUGAGAA
Molecule: messenger RNA, 2417 nt
Organism: Dipodomys spectabilis (banner-tailed kangaroo rat)
Lineage: Eukaryota; Metazoa; Chordata; Mammalia; Rodentia; Heteromyidae
Gene: Chic2
Product: cysteine rich hydrophobic domain 2
Exons: 6
Coding region: 358-855 (165 amino acids)
Source: RefSeq, a predicted model, not a curated record